Molecule: messenger RNA, 1215 nt
Organism: Morus notabilis
Lineage: Eukaryota; Viridiplantae; Streptophyta; Magnoliopsida; Rosales; Moraceae
Exons: 1
Coding region: 1-1215 (404 amino acids)
Molecular function (GO): RNA-DNA hybrid ribonuclease activity; nucleic acid binding
Source: RefSeq, a predicted model, not a curated record
AUGACAGACAAAUGCGUCCCCUUCUUCGAUGCUUUAAAAGGAAGCAGGCAACUUGAGUGGACACCGCAAUGUGAAGAGGCUUUCCAGAAAUUGAAGGAACAUUUGGGCAAGCCCCCAAUUUUGGCAAAACCAAACCCCAACGAGGAGCUUAGCCUAUACCUCUCUGUUUCCCAACACGCCGUAAGCUCCAUAUUGAUAAGAGAAGAAGAAAUGGUGCAAUUGCCAAUCUACUAUGUAAGUAAGAAGCUCCUCGACCCCGAAUCAAGAUACAACGAAAUGGAGCGCUUAACCCUCGCCCUGAUGGUAGCUUCAAGAAAACUUCGGCACUAUUUCCAAUCUCAUACCAAACGGGUUCUUACAAACCACCCGUUGACACAGGCUCUACAAAAGCCCGAAACUUCCGGUCAACUCCUCAAGUGGUUGGUAGAACUAAGCCAGUUUGACAUAAAAUAUGUGCCAAGAACUGCGAUCAAGGGCCAAGCGUUGGCCAAUUUUUUAGCCGAGUUCUCCCAUAGGCUAGCUCUCACCACGCCUGAAGGAGUCGAGACUACUGAAUGGAAGCUCUACGUGGAUGGAGCGUCGAGCGAAAGCGGGUCAGGAGUCGACGUCUUAUUAAUCAGCCCAGAAGGCCACAAGAUUACCUCGGCGGUUCGAUUUAAAUUCAAGGCAUCGAACAAUAAGGCGGAAUACGAAGCGCUAAUCGCGGGACUACGAUUGGCCAGCCACCUAAAGAUUGAAAGGCUCAGCGUCCUCAGCGAUUCUCAAUUGGUCGUCGGGCAAGUAAAAGAAGAAUACCAAGCGCGCGGUGAGAAAAUGAUAGCGUACUUGAGGAAGGUAAAGGAAGAACUUGUUAAGUUUAAAAACUACAAGAUACUUCAAAUACCACGAAUCAAAAACGCAAACGCCGACGCUCUGGCAAAGCUAGCAUCUUCAAGAGAUUCUGACACACUAGGGGUCGUUCCCAUCGAAGAAUUGGAGCGGCCGACUAUUGAAGAAAAAGCUAAGGCAUUAAUCGUCCAAACAUGUGAAAAUUGGAUGACGCCACUCAUCCAAUACCUGAUGGACGCACAACUGCCAAACAAUAAAGACGAAGCCAGACGGAUCAGGUAUAGAGCUGUUAAGUACUUGUUGUACAACGGCUUGCUCUAUCGACGAGGCUACUCAACACCUUUACAGCGGUGCCUGGAUAAUGCCGAAGCCCAGAAGGUCCUCUAA